This is a messenger RNA of Oncorhynchus nerka (sockeye salmon), 1418 nucleotides long. RefSeq names its product mitochondrial ribosomal protein L48 (gene mrpl48). Lineage: Eukaryota; Metazoa; Chordata; Actinopteri; Salmoniformes; Salmonidae. Gene Ontology annotation, cellular component: mitochondrial ribosome. The transcript is spliced from 8 exons. The coding region runs from base 506 to 1138 and encodes 210 amino acids. The record is from RefSeq and is a predicted model, not a curated record.
ACGAUUGGUGGAAUUUGGAUAUUUCAUGAAAUUCCAUGUAAAUUGUUAUGGGAACGAAGUUUUUGCAUUGUAAUGCAAUGUAACUACACAUCCGAGCAUAAUAUGUCAGAUGAAAGGGGAGUAAGAUGCAGGUUGCUUGACGAGGACGCCACGUUUCCAGGGCCAGCAUCGGACUUUGAACGCAAUGCCGUCUUUCUUUUCUUUCACAAUGACAUUGUGCUGUGAGCAAUAAUUACAUAUUAUACACUUAUUUGGCUGCAUCCAAUACCCUCAUACUCGUCUAGGUUUCUCUUUGAUGCAUAUAUUAAAUACAAUUUAAAGCAAACACAUUUGAAAGCGGAAAUAAGAUAUUGUCCUUGUUCCAUAGCACAUUUUAGUCAGUUGGACCAACCGGAAGCAUUCUUCUCAGAACCUCUUGUGCAACAACUAGCUUCUGCAAAAUUGUGAAUCUAAUAUAAUUUCGAGAUUUGUUGUGAAGUGAUUACUUCAUCUUAAAUUUGAAGCAAUGAAUCCUGUCAUUCGCAAGGCUUCCUUCGCACUUCAUUCACGUGUGUUGGACCAAGCAGGAUUGUUGUUCCGGGCAUCAGUAUCAGUGCAACAUCCGAUUCAGGGGAGUCUGGCUUUUUCCAAUGAGCGACAAUACAGGACCAUGCCUACUCAUGGGAUUGGCAAAUAUAAGCACCUGUUACCCAAAGAAGCGCCAAAGAAAAAGAAAGAGAGACAGCAGAUGAAGCAGAUCAAAACUGCAACAGAUGCAGAGUACGGGACUCUGAAUGUGAAAGUGUCUGGGUAUGACAUGAUCCUAGUGGAGCACUACUCCCAGUACAUCCACAAUCUCUGCAACCGCCUAGGUGUCAAAGUGGCUGAGAGCUAUGCAUUGCCCACUAAGAGCAUGGAAGUCAUGGUCAUGCCAGAGCAAGGGACCAAGAUGUAUGUAGAUGCCAUCCUCAAGACCCAUGAGCGAAUUGUUCAGCUCAGCCAACUAAACGCCACAUUAUGCCCCACCUUUAUGGAGGUCCUGUUAAAGAAUCAGCCAGAGGGGAUUCAACUCUCUGUAAAGCUGCACACAGAGGCAGAUUACCAAGCCCGUUUCAAGGCGCGUCCAGAGCUAGAGGGACUGAUGGCACAGAUGACCUAGUGAGAGGAAAAACACUGUCCACCCCACCCUUUUACCUCAACUGUCAUCAUACUUUUUCUGACCUCUACUUUGUCACAUUUGAAGCAGUGGAUGCCAAUGCGUCUUUUUUUCCUCACAAUAGUGCUGUUUUUUGUAAUCAUGACGUGUACAUAUUGUAAAUGAAUUGUGGGGAAUGUAGGACUUUGUCCAAAAGCUGAAGAGCAUACGCACAUCCAGGUUCUUUUUGCAGGUGCUGGAGUUGUAGGUUAAUUCAUGAGAAAUAAAAACACUGCACACUGCU